GCCUGGAAAGCAGGAAGGAGGAGGGGACGUUCUUGGAGAGUCAAUGAGAAGGUUCGGCGCUGCGGACCGAAGAGCUGAUUGUCGUCCUCCGACGCGCUCCAGCUGAGCUUUAGGGAGCCGCCGGUGCUUCCGCAGCUGCUGCCGCCUUCGUCACCCCCACCACUUAAGCCUGAGGCAGGCUGAAGAGCCGACGCCGGAGAUUUGCUGGUGCAGACGCAGCCCGAAGGACUCCUCGUCCAUGACAGGAAGCUAAACGGAGCACUCCAGGAUGAUGCUGGGGUCCGAGCGUGGAGUCGUGGAAGAAUGGCUGUCAGAAUUCAAGGUGUUACCUGAGUCUCAGAUUUCCAGCUAUGCUGCAACGCUUCAUCACAAGAAGUCUCUAGUUCCUGCCCUGUAUAAAAUCAUCCAGGACCCAAAUAGUGAGUUCUUGGAGCCAGUAUGUCACCAGCUGUUUGAGCUGUACCGCAGUUUGGAAGUGAAACUCAAACGCUUUACCUUGCAAUUCCUUCCGGAACUUAUUUGGGUGUACCUGAGAGUUACCGCCAGCAGAGAUCGUCAGAGUAAUGGCUGCAUUGAGGCGCUCUUGCUGGGUAUCUACAAUCUUGAAAUUGUGGACAAGGAUGGAAAUAACAAGAUGCUGUCUUUCACAAUCCCUUCGCUGUCCAAACCCUCAAUAUAUCACGAGCCAUCAAGUCUAGGGACCAUGGCUUUGACUGAAGGUGCUCUGAGCCAACAUGACCUCAUUAAGGUGGUCUACAGCGAUCUGCACCCCCAGAGGGAGACAUUCACUGCUCAGAACAGGUUUGAGGUGCUCUGUUUCCUGAUGGUCUGCUACAACUCUGCCGUGAUUUUCAUGCCAGCCUCCUCACACCAGGCAGCAUGUCGUAUGUGCUCCAGACUCUGCGUGUGUGGAUUCCCUCGACAGCAGCAGAAGUCCUGGAGUGAGGCUUGUGGUCGUGUCAUCCUUGACCCAGAGUUCAUGGUGCAGAUGCUGACAGCUGUCUACCAUGCAGUGUAUAACGGUGAAUGGGAUUUAGGCAGGGAAGCACUGGAAGACAUCAUCUACAGAGCACAGCUGGAGCUAUACUCCCAGCCUCUUCUGGUGGCAAACGCCAUGAAGAGCUCCCUCCCAGCUGAUGCUCCUGAUGGCUGCCGAGGGAGGAAGGUUCUUCAGGUGGAAGUGACCCCCACCGUGACUCGAAUCUCCCGCACUGCCAUAACUACUGCAUCCAUCCGACGGCACAGAUGGAAGAGGGAAGAUGCAGAAGGCAUGAGUGGAGAGGGGUCAGUCGCCCUGAAUGACCCUGACGAGGGAUUUUCGUCCGGAGCCUCUAACAACAGCCAACUUAGUAGUGCCCGGCCGCCCGGCUCAUCACAGAAGGGAAGCAUGAAAAAGGUUUCUGUGGGUCGCAGUGCCAAAGAGAAGGAGCUUCUUUAUGCCCCAGUGCCCUCCCGGUCCCUCCCCCCAUGUCCCAGCGUCUCCUUAGAAGCGAUCGAGUUGUCGCCAAUGAAGAAACACCUCAGCUUGCCAGCCAGCCAGACCCUCAUCAGAACUGCCAGCGCUACGUCGAGCAAAUCCUUUGACUACAUGAAUGGCAGCCAGAGUGGCGGCGACAACGAGGGCGUCACCAACCUGACGGCCAGCAGCACUCAUCGGUAUUCCACCAUCAGCCUGCAGGAAGAUCGACUAGUCAGGGCUGGUGAGGGCAAGGAUCUGCUGUCCGCCGGGACGCCCUUAACGAAGGCAGUCUCGCUCCCCAAGUUCAAUAUGCAAAUCAUAUCCCAGGUGUGAUGCGCCGGGGUGAGCGAGAAGGUGGUCAGCCGACCGGAACAGCUCUGCUGUGGACAUGGUGCUCGCUGCCCACUCUCCACUUUCCACUUUCCACUCCCCCCUCCCCCCACCCACUCAGAAGGAGUUCACACAGAAGGUACUCGGACUUUGGCGGCUAGAAACUCUUGAGGGAGAAGAAGGUGCCAAGAUGGCUGGUUGUGGAUGAGAGCCGGCAGCAGUCAGGGAGCUGCUCAUCCUCGGGUCUUGUGCCGUCUUUUGUCGGAGUUGCCUUUUUGUGUUUUUGGACUAAGCAGUACAUUCUCUAUGUAUUGUGUGGGGCACCAGAGCUCUCCUGUAACCCAUAGUCGUGGAAAACGUGAUUGUUGUGGGUCUGAUGUAAUCUAAUCCCAAGAAUCAUAGAGCACGCAUGUGUCACGCACACAUACUGCAUAUUGUAUGGAAUCAGCAAUAAGACAACCGUCGUACACUAAGGCCGUGUGAAUUGCUCAUGGAGCCGCUGUACAAAUGUCACUUUGAAUUCCGGCUUUUUCUUUAGGGUGAUGUGCAAUCAGUUUCUAUUGGUCUCUUUGAUUUUUUUUUUUUUUUUGUUACUUUGAUUUUUCCUGUUAAUCUGUGUUGGUCACAUCUGCUGGCUUGAUCCGGAUUAAAAGAAAUUUUGUCUAUAAGCAAUUCCUUAUCAAUACCUCUGAGAUUGAAUGAACAAAUUGGAAUGGACUGGUCUGAUGGGACUUGGCAUCCAACUGACUGGACGGCAGCUCGGUCCGCCCCCCUGCUCCUUAUUGGCUAGCUGGCUGGGACUGAGCCUUCGAACUGAUUGGAAGGUGGCACUUCCUGGUCUUGCUCCGGAUUGGCUAGUUGGCUGAGCUUGACUAGACUAUCACUGACGGAUUAAUGGGCUGCUCUGUCUGCUCCUGAUUGGCUAGCUGCUAGGGCGGAGCCUCUUGACUGAUUGGAUAGUUGUUUGGUGGUCUUCUUCUCCUGCUCGGUUAGCUGGCUGAGCUUGACUGGACCCUUGUUUGACUCACUUGAUGUUGGUCUCCUCUGCUUCUGGCUCGACUGGACCCUUGUAGGUCUUUGUUGUAUGUCCUCAUUUCUUGGAGAGUGGGCCCAUCGCCUCAGUCUUGGUUCUGUAUCACUGGCAUCCUGUUGAACAGGACCUGCAACACAGUAGGAGGCCAGUGAGCAGGUCGAGUGGAGCUUCUUUAAUGGGACUCAUCAGGCCCGAAAGUAUGAUGGCUAACUGGCGGGAUACGCACCACUGGUCGAUGUCAACACAUUCCCUUUUAAACAAUUCCCAGCUGGAGGAGGAUCAAAAAUUCAUCCCUGGUGCUGCUUAUCCCCUGCUGGGUAUUUUGAUUGGGUAGGCCGAGCUCCCCAUGAGCCGCACUCACCCACACUUUCCUGUCUCAUUGGUUAGCAAACCUCAGCCCCACCAAUUGAGAGUGAAGGGCCUGCCCAGAUGAGUCCAAUGGCUGGCAUUCCUUUGACGUAUCAAAUGCUUAUCGUCCUCCCCACUCUUAACGCUGGUCUUGUUUUGCCUCGGGGACUUUUGAGCUUGUGCCCACUUGGAGGCCGAGGACUCUUCCAUGCUUUGAAACUGCCGUCCUUGUCUUAUGUCCGUUAGUUGGUCUCCCUCACCCACACGGUUGCCUCACUCAAGCUGAGCCUCGUGGCUACUUUAGGCCUUAAGACUUGUGGCUGAAACACUAGUGCUGACUGGAUGGCCGUCCUGUCUGUCAGUCGUCUUUAGAGAGGGGGGAUUGAAGGAAUGGGGACAGUCUUACCAAAUCAUGAUCAAAGACUGUCCUCCUCCGCUACCGUCGAUUUGACAGAUGGGCGGCCAAUGAAAGACAGACGCCAGAAGCAGAAGUCACCCCAUCCAAGAACAGUCUGACUUUGUCCUUGUCCACAUGGUGACCAUCAGCCCACAUCAAUCACUUCUGGGGCAGAAGCGCCACAGAUGGCCUAGUCGAUUGUGUGUCGUGGGACUACAAGGCUGGGGAGCAAAACACUGAACCC
This is a messenger RNA of Erpetoichthys calabaricus (reedfish), 3811 nucleotides long. RefSeq names its product protein FAM126B-like. Bases 269 to 1792 code for a protein of 507 amino acids. Gene Ontology annotation, cellular component: plasma membrane. The record is from RefSeq and is a predicted model, not a curated record. NCBI's taxonomy places the organism in Eukaryota, Metazoa, Chordata, Cladistia, Polypteriformes, Polypteridae. The transcript is spliced from 12 exons. Gene Ontology annotation, biological process: phosphatidylinositol phosphate biosynthetic process; protein localization to plasma membrane.